Messenger RNA from Fusarium verticillioides 7600, 651 nucleotides. RefSeq lists its product as hypothetical. The transcript is spliced from 4 exons. Bases 1 to 651 code for a protein of 216 amino acids. Gene Ontology annotation, cellular component: cytoplasm. The record is from RefSeq and is a predicted model, not a curated record. Gene Ontology annotation, molecular function: glutathione transferase activity; glutathione binding. NCBI's taxonomy places the organism in Eukaryota, Fungi, Ascomycota, Sordariomycetes, Hypocreales, Nectriaceae.
AUGACCCCAACCGUUCUCGGAACAGCUGCAUCGACUCGCACCCAGCGAGUCCUACUCACGUUGGAAGAGCUAGGUAUCGACUAUGACUUGAAAGUAGUUGAUCUCUCCAAGGGACAGCACCACGACCCGGAAUACGUCAGAGACCAUCAUCCGUUCGCCAAGGUCCCAGUGUUCCAAGACGAUGGGAUCGAGAUCUUUGAGUCUAGAGCCAUUGCUAGGUACCUGGCCGUGAAGCAUAAGUCCCAUCUUGCUCCGCCUAGCGAUGAUCCAGGGGCAUUGGCAGCUUUCGAGCAAGCCGCAAGCGUGGAGUACACUUACUUUGAGCCUGCAGUUUCUACCCUAGGAUUUGAGCUCAUUUUUAAGAAAAUGUUUAACCUCGGAGACACCGACCAAGCAAUAGUUGACCAGCAAAAGAAGUUGCUGAGCACCACGCUUGACCUGUAUGAGAAACAACUGCGGAACCAAGAGUAUCUGACUGGAAAUAAUUACAGUCUCGUUGACCUCUUUCACGUCCCCUGGUUAGGGUUUCUCCGGAAUCGAUUACAUCUUGGAGAGUUUAUCGACUCGAGGAAGAAUGUGGCAGAGUGGGCUGAUCGCAUAAGCCAGCGAAAGGCAUCGAAGGCUGUUUCAGCCAACGCCGCUCAGCAUUAG